Messenger RNA from Pyrus x bretschneideri (Chinese white pear), 794 nucleotides. RefSeq lists its product as uncharacterized. The record is from RefSeq and is a predicted model, not a curated record. Bases 136 to 585 code for a protein of 149 amino acids. The transcript has a single exon. NCBI's taxonomy places the organism in Eukaryota, Viridiplantae, Streptophyta, Magnoliopsida, Rosales, Rosaceae.
UCUCCGGUUCGCGUUGUUGGUUAUUUUUCCCACACACACAUCUAUUUAACAUAGACCUCCACUCUCUCUCCUCUGUUCCAAAAAAAAACAGAGAUAAAACAGAGAGAGAGAGAGAUCAAUGUUCUGCUACAUUCCAUGGCUAUAACAGGCACAGACUCCCAGCAGCAAAGCUCAACUAAACCAUCCCCAGUUCCUCCACCAGUCGAAGUCCAGUGCGUAAAAUGCCACUCCUGCGGGUUCACAGAGGAUUGCACCCCAGCCUACAUCUCCCGCAUCCGAGACCGCUACCAGGGCCGUUGGAUUUGCGGGCUCUGCGUCGAGGCGGUAAAAGACGAAGUGGUGCGAUCAGAUAGGCUCAUCUCCACGGAAGAGGCCCUGAACCGCCACAGCAAUUUCUGCAAAAAGUUCCGGUCGCGGAAAGAAACAGAGCACCCCAUCUUCGCCAUGGGUCGGAUUUUCCGGCGGAGCUUGGAUACUCCGAGAGCCCUGAGGUCAAAUUCCGAUAGUAACCUAGGGGAAGUUGAAGGGGUUCGCUGGCCGCCGCUUGUUCGAUCGGGAAGUUGCUUCCCUUCUCUGUCUAGGUGAAAAUGGUAAAAACAGAGGAUUAAAAGGUAAAUAUGUGAAACAGAGGAACUCUGUUUUUUACUGGGAUACGGUAAUAAAUUGGAACUAAGGUAAUUUUGGGUCGGUUUUUCUUGCUCUAAUUGGGAUUAUUAGUAUCAUUGUUUUUUUUUUUUCCUAGAAUUUUAUGUACAUAUUUCAUGUGUUAAAAAUACAUUUUAUGUUCUCUUUCA